Laccaria bicolor S238N-H82 is the source of this 1536-nucleotide messenger RNA. RefSeq lists its product as uncharacterized. NCBI's taxonomy places the organism in Eukaryota, Fungi, Basidiomycota, Agaricomycetes, Agaricales, Hydnangiaceae. Bases 1 to 1536 code for a protein of 511 amino acids. The transcript is spliced from 2 exons. The record is from RefSeq and is a predicted model, not a curated record.
AUGCACGUACCUCCAGAAGCCUUCGUCCUAAUCACCAUUCCCAACUCUACUUUAUACGACUCCUCAACAGGAUCCACCGAAUCCGGGGUGCUAGCUCUAGAAUGUGUAACCAUGUCCAUCCCGGAAGCAUUAAACGACCGCGACGUUUACCUCGUCCUUCGCCUCAACACCUCGGAGCUACCGAUCGACCCUGCUCGCGUUGUCCAAAGGAGAGAUGGUAACGAGAGCAGGAUUUAUACGUUCCACGCGAUACCGCAGGAUCCCGCUGAGUUGGUGCUCACUAUUCGUUUGGAUCGCGGUGAUUCAAACCAACACCAACAAGAGGAUCUGGACACGUUUGAAGGUAUCCUGGCGCAGUAUGUUGCAGAUCUUUGUGGGUUGGGACAACAGGCCAACGCGCCUGCGGCACCUCAAGACUUGGGAAGCAGCGGGAUAACGAGGGGCGAUAAAGAUUUACGAGGUCAUCUUGUUAUGGUUGAUGAGAAGACGGGGGAAGUUGUUGGCGAGAUUGAGGAUAGGUUUAGGAUCACGGAGGAUCCUGUUAUGUAUGAAAAGGGACACGAGAAUGAUCCUGUUAUCAUCGAUGUUCCAGAGGUGUCGACGAGGGAACGCGACGCAAACGCUUUCGAGGCAUUUGCGAGGAUCGUUCCUCCUGACCAACGUAAUUGGAUUACAAAGUCUGCCUCUGUCGUCAGCCACGCCAUAUCAAUGACAACUUCCCUCCUCGUCACAACCAUAACCACCGCAUCAUCACUCUACGUCGCCCACUCCACCCCAUCACCCCACCACCCCUCCUCCGGCUCUGGUCCCAGCACACGCACAGGUCCACCACCACCACCCCCACCUCGCGCCCUCGUCUUCCUCACCUCCGAACGCACACAGAAAGGCCUAGCAUCAGUACACGCCGUCUCUGGCGAAGCCGUGAAAGUAUCUUCAAAAACCGUAAAUCACAUCGACAGCAUGAUCCGGCGCGCGAUGGGUGCCCGGCCUAGACGACGUGAGAGGCAGGAUUUGUCGUCUACGCCUGCUUCUAUAGGGUACCUCUCCCCAGGUGGGAGCCCACCACCUCUGCCUCCGAGGACGCCUUCUCCUUCUGCAUCAACGUCAGGCUUCGCGCUACCGUCUUACGAUUCUGUAGUCAACGGAACCAAACCCCCUCCGACUCUCCCCACACGUCCUUCUCUCCCACCUCCCGCCCAAUCUCCUCCCCCUACACCAAAACUAACAACCAAAACCCGCGUCCUCCUCUCCCUCGACCUCAUCCUCUCAACAAUCGACGACUCCGCGCGCAGAGUCCUCGAUACAUCAACACAGGAGAUCGGGAAGGUUGUUGGGCACACGUACGGACCUGAGGCUGCGCGGUCGAGCUUGCUUGUGGCGGGGACGGCGAGGAAUGUUGGGUUGGUUUAUGUUGAUUUGAGGGGGGUUGGGAGGAGGGCGUUGGUUAGGAGGGCGGGGAGGACGUUUGUGAAGGCGCAGAUGUCUUCUAGUGUUGGUGCUGCUGGUCAGACACCGCCUGCGCUGCCGACGAGGUAG